This is a messenger RNA of Naegleria gruberi, 1080 nucleotides long. RefSeq lists its product as uncharacterized. The transcript has a single exon. The coding region runs from base 1 to 1080 and encodes 359 amino acids. Gene Ontology annotation, molecular function: protein binding. The record is from RefSeq and is a predicted model, not a curated record. NCBI's taxonomy places the organism in Eukaryota, Heterolobosea, Eutetramitea, Acrasida, Naegleriidae.
AUGUCUCAACUAAAGGAUCUUCCAACCGAACUUGUUGGUACCAUUUUGUCCUAUUCAACUCUUCAAGAUAGUUUUCUAUGGAAUACAGUCAGUAAACAAUGGAAUCAAUUGCUACGUGAAUAUGUCUUUUCUCGUGUCUUUACCUAUUGUGAAUUGCAUGCUAAUAAUGAUUUUUCCUAUUCCUCUAAAGAAAUCAAGGAAAUUACAAACCAGGAUGAUGCUGGUGAUGAUGAUGAUGAUGAAUAUGGUGGAUAUCAAUCCUAUCAAUUGGAAAAUAUCUUGAUGAGAAGAGGACAUUCAGCAGUCAGUCUCGAUGAUGAAUCUAAAAUUUUGGUAUUUGGUGGAUUUUGUGGAGAUAGACAUUGUAAUGAAUUGUUUGUUGUAGAUAUUGAUAAAAAGACAGUUGAAAGAAAGGUUGAGAAUAGAACUAGUGAUAAAGAUGUUUUAGAUGAGAGUAUCAUGAUGGGUAGAUCUUUCCAUCCAAUGGUUUUAAUUUCUGAAAACAAGUUUCUUGUAACUGGUGGAUAUUGUAAUUAUACUUUGGACAAUUGUCCAAAUUUGAGAGAUACUUGGAUUAUUGAAUUUAGUGAAAAUGAUUUCAAAUUUACCAAACUUAAUCAAUCGGGAGAUGUUCCACCUCCAAUGGAAAGUCACUCAUUGGUUUAUUACAAUGGUUAUUGCAUCUCUUAUGGUGGAAGUAGCUUUUUUGAAGAUGAUGAUUUGGGAAUGAAACAUAAGGAUGUCUAUGCAUUGAAUGUUGAGAGUGGAUCGUGGACGAAACUGAGAAUUAAACAACAGGAAAGAGGACCUCCUGCCCUUACUGGCCAUUCAUGUCAUCUCAUUGAGGGAACAAACAAGAUGAUUCUCUAUGGUGGUUACGAUCAGGAAAAUUCCACUCACAAUUCAUUGUGGAUGCUUCACAUUGUUCUCCCAGAUGAAACCAAAUUCUUCAAUGAGUUUAGUUACUGGGAAGAGAUUAUUCCACAAACCAAUUCCUAUGUUCCUGAACCAACAUUGUAUCAUCGUUCUCUAUUAUUGCAGAAUAGAUUAUUGGUUGUUUAUGGAGGUGCAUUGGAUUGA